This is a messenger RNA of Mesitornis unicolor (brown roatelo), 194 nucleotides long. Its product is annotated as NADH dehydrogenase [ubiquinone] 1 subunit C2-like. The annotation marks the transcript as partial. Gene Ontology annotation, biological process: mitochondrial electron transport, NADH to ubiquinone. The transcript has 2 exons. The record is from RefSeq and is a predicted model, not a curated record. NCBI's taxonomy places the organism in Eukaryota, Metazoa, Chordata, Aves, Mesitornithiformes, Mesitornithidae. Gene Ontology annotation, cellular component: mitochondrial inner membrane.
GUGUUCACCGCCAGAUCCUGUUCACUACCGUGGGGUGGUUUGCUGGCUAUUACCUCCUUAAACGUGCGGCAUACCUACAUGCCAAAGUGGACAGGGAGCUGUUCGAGUACAUGAGGCACCACCCGGAAGACUUUAAGGCAGCAGAAAAGAGAAGAAUAGGCGAGCUUUUGGAGGACUUUUACCCUGUUCGCUGA